Messenger RNA from Recurvomyces mirabilis, 1677 nucleotides. RefSeq lists its product as uncharacterized. Lineage: Eukaryota; Fungi; Ascomycota; Dothideomycetes; Mycosphaerellales; Teratosphaeriaceae. The transcript has 4 exons. Gene Ontology annotation, molecular function: cellulose binding; hydrolase activity, hydrolyzing O-glycosyl compounds. Gene Ontology annotation, biological process: carbohydrate metabolic process. Gene Ontology annotation, cellular component: extracellular region. Bases 1 to 1677 code for a protein of 558 amino acids. The record is from RefSeq and is a predicted model, not a curated record.
AUGCAGUCCAUUGCUAUUGCCGCGCUCUCGCUCAGCGCCGGUGUCUACGCCCAGCAGGCUGGCACUCUCACCGCUGAGACUCACCCAAAGCUCACUGUAUCAACGUGCGCGACAGGCGGGACCUGCACCACUGUGCAACACACAAUCGUUCUUGACGCCAACUGGCGCUGGCUCCACUCGACCUCCGGGGCGACUAACUGCUACAACGGUAACACCUGGGACAAGACCCUCUGCCCCGAUGCCACCACCUGCGCUGCCAACUGCGCCCUUGACGGUGCUGACUAUGCCGGUGUCUAUGGCAUCACCACCUCGGGCAACUCGCUCUCGCUCCAGCUCGUUACUGGCUCGAACAGUGGUUCCCGUGUCUACUUGAUGGACGCCAGCGACUCCAAGUACCAAGAGUUCAACUUGCUCAACCAGGAGUUCACCUUCGACGUUGAUGUCUCCAAGUUGCCAUGUGGCUUGAACGGUGCUUUGUACUUCGUCAGCAUGGACGCCGAUGGCGGUGUAUCCAAGUACCCAACCAACAAGGCUGGUACCAAGUACGGAACUGGCUACUGUGACUCGCAGUGCCCUCAGGACAUCAAGUUCAUUGCUGGCAAGGCCAACAACGGCAACUGGACCCCAUCUGCGAACAGCGCUAACACAGGUGCUGGUGCCACUGGUGCUUGCUGCAGUGAGAUGGACAUCUGGGAGGCAAACUCCAUCUCUGCUGCCUACACUCCUCACCCUUGCCAGCCAGAGGGCUACGCGCCAUGCAACAGCCCCACCGACUGCGGAUCAGGUGAUGGCAACCGCUACAGCGGCUUCUGCGACAAAGAUGGCUGUGAUUUCAACUCCUUCCGCAUGGGCAACCAGACCUUCCUUGGGCCAGGCAAGACCGUCGACACCACCAAGAAGAUCACUGUUGUGACCCAAUUCAUCACUAGCGACGGCACUGCUAGCGGUGACCUCACUGAGAUCCGCCGCUUGUACGUCCAGAACGGUGUCGUCUACGCCAACUCCGCAUCCGAUGUUUCCGGCAUCUCCGGCAACAGCAUCACCGCCGACUUCUGCAAGGCCCAGAAGAGCGUGUUCGGUGAUACUGACUACUUUGACACCAAGGGUGGCCUCAAGGCCAUGGGUGAGGCUUUCAAGACCGGCAUGGUCCUCGUCAUGUCCAUCUGGGACGACUACGCCGUCAACAUGCUCUGGCUCGACUCCGACUAUCCCACUACUGCUCCAGUCACCAACCCAGGUGUCGCACGUGGCACUUGCUCUACCACCUCCGGUAACCCCAAGGAUGUUGAGAGCCAAUCACCCGGCUCCACUGUCGUCUUCUCUAACAUCAAGACCGGCCCGAUCGGCUCUACCUACAGCGGCACCCUCUCCGGCGGCACUGGCCCACCACCUUCGUCCUCGUCCUCCAAGGCUCCGGUUCAGUCCAGCACCUCCUCCAAGGCCCCUGUCUCGUCAAGCACAUCCUCCAAGGCCCCUGUCUCGUCAAGCACAUCCACCAAGGCCCCUGUCUCGUCCACCACCUCCACCAAGGCUCCUGUUUCCUCUACCUCCUCUGCCUCCUCAGCUUGUGCGACCAAGUACGGUCAAUGUGGUGGACAAGGCUGGAACGGCCCUACAUGCUGCGCAUCUGGCUCCACUUGCAAGUCAUCUGGCCAGUACUACUCCCAGUGCUUGUAG